UAUGUGCUGAUUAAUUAUAAUAAUUUACUGAAAAACAUAUAUGUUUAUUUGACAUACUUUAAACUCUACAUUCAUUAUCUAUGUUGUAUACAACUGUAACAUCGUGAUAUAUUACUAUUAGUUAAUCUCGGAAGAGUGAUACGGGGGUUGUUAAGUAGUUAUUAAAUGAUUAAAGUGAUACAUUGCGAGAAGAUGGUAUUAAAACUUUAAUCGCAAUCUUUACAUUUAAACUAAAGAGGAUAGUGUGAUAAUUUUACUGCAUUUACUGUAUUUUUCGUGUAUUGGAUACAAACAGUUUUAAUGACAUCGGCUGAAAAUUAAAAUCAACCUGUUUACAUGCCCGAUAUGGUUCGAUGACAGUGCAUAAAUCUCGUGUUAAAUCUAUUUAAUUUCAAAGUUUUAUUACAAUAUAUUGUGGUAAAAAUCGAACUCAUUGCACUAAUAUGGCGACUACUACAAACAAUAUUGUUACCACCUUGUCACCAAAUAUAUCCGGAUGUAUCAAAGUGGAACUGGCUAAUAUCACUGCCAGAGGAAAUUUUGGUUCCAUACAACCAGUUCUCGAGAAAUAUGAAACCGGUCUCUUGCUUCUUCUUGGUUUUGCGGGCGUGUCUGUCAUUCUGGCAUUGCUUCAUCAAUUGGUUAGAAAACACGUGUACCAUGACGUCAACAACGUUGACACCGCCUUCGACGCUGGUGGGCGGGUCAGCACUAGUUUGACAGCUGUUACUGUGGCAUCUCAAUUUCUUUGGCCAGGCGAUAUUCUACAAAGUUCUACUAUUACUGUUAAAAGCGGAAUAUCCGGUCCCUUAUGGUAUACAGUUGGCGCAGCUUUAAAUAUUGCCCUGUUUCCGAUAGUGUCCGUCUAUCUGAAAACACGGGCUCCCGGGGCAAAAACCUACCUACAGAUAAUGAAAGCACGAUAUGGGAAGCCUGCCCACGUGAUAUUCGUCAUCUUAGCGUUGCUCGUUAAUCUUUGUGUGAUAUCAACUCUUCUCGUCGCCGGCGUCACUACAAUCCAGUCAUACACCGUCGGCGCAUCCGACGAGUUCUGUGUCAUGAUUAUUGCAGUCCUGUUUGGCUCAUAUUCGUUUAUAGGUGGUUUAGGUACAACUUUCUACGUGUCGUACUUUAACGCCGUGCUAAUAUUUGGUAUACUUAUAGCAUUAAAUGUAAACAUUUUAUAUUCACCUAACGAUGACUCGGGUAUUGGGUCCAUUGAUAAAAUCUACGAGAAGAUGGAAUGUCUGAUUGCACCAGAGGGCAAUGCGGAAAGAAGUUAUUUCACCUUCAAAUCCGAGAAUGGACUUGUCUGGGCAUUCAUGGGACUGUGUGUCACCGCCUCUUUAACUUAUUGUGACCAAGCUGCGUGGCAGAGUCGGAUCGCAGCAAAGCCACUUCAAGGGGUGUUGGGUUUUCUGAUCGCCGCCUAUAUUUGGUUUGCCAUACCAAUCUCUAUAUCAACAUCAGCUGGUCUAGCCUAUCUCUCCAUGUCUUUGGAUAAUUCUUCAAGUAUUCUCUCACCGGAAGACGUAGACGCUGGACUUGUAACGCCGUUCAUGGCGGAGCGCUUCUUAGGCAACGUAGGCGGCGUCCUUAUAGUAACUAUGGUUGCAAUGACCUUAAUGAGCACGGGGUCAGGAGAGGUCAUGGCCGUUUCAUCUAUCAUAGUUUACGACAUCUAUCAAGUCUACAUCAACCCGUUCAGAAAAUCUCACGACGCUGAGGACUGUAUCCUAUGUAAUAAAAGACUCAACAAACAAAGCAAAUCUGUGGACCAGUCUGUAACUUGCACGUGCCCGAAUGUAAUCGCGUGUCAGGAAUGUAAAACGGAUGAGGAAAUAAAUUCAAAAGAAGGGCUUACAUAUAUUGGGCAAUAUCGUUGUCAGUAUCAUGGAAGGUAUCGGCAAUACCAGGAACGGAUGCUUGGUUAUAAAAGUUGGUGUAUUCUGUGGGUAACCAUAGGUAUCGUUCCAUUAGGUCUAGCGGUGAUAUCCAGCGGGAUUGACCUGAACUGGAUAAUGUUGAAUGGAUUUAUCGUCACACUUCCAUGUUUUCCUCCUGUAGUGCUGUCCAUAUUUUGGAGUAAAACAUCUAGAGCGGGCGUAAUAUCUGGCGCAUUGUUUGGCGUCGUGUGUGGUGUGAGUGUUUCCUUAGGUGUGGCAUCGACUUAUGAAGGAGGACUCGACAAUUUUCUCGUAAAUACCGUGCAAAACUUCUCUGUAAUGGGUGGGGCUGCCACAAGCAUGGGAGUGAGUUUUCUGGUAACGUUCUUGGUUUCGUGUGGAACGCAUAAUAUCAAAUCCAAGAACGAUGUUAAACGGGAAUGGACGAAAUUACGGGAUAUAGACAAUCCGUUACACCCCUGGUCACAACUGUAUACUGAAGAUAUACCCGGUCUGGAGAAGGGAGAUAACCCUACGGAGGAACAGCUUGAUUUCGUGUUUAAAAAGGCACGAAUUCUGGCGUAUGUAGGUGGCGCUGUCACCGUUGUCCUCUUUGUUGGCAUUGUGCCAGGAGUAAUGCUCAGUCUGCACGUGCUAACUGUGAGCCAAUUUGAAAUUUGGACGCUUAUUUUGCAAAUAUUUUGUUUUUCAAUGGCGACAGUGGUUGUGAUCGUAGCGCCAACAGAGGAAAUUAUUCAAAUAUGCCGACAAAGGAAAGAAAAUAAAAAAGAAAGGAGAAGAAAAAGACGUUCAAAUAUGAGCGCAUACAUAAACGGAAUACCUCUUGAUUCAACAUAAACAAAACAUACUUGUUUGACAUCAUAUCCUAAAAUAUUUCGUCAUGAAUGUAGAAAAUGCAAAAUUUGUUUUUAGAAUUUAGAUUUUUAUACGUUUGAGUAGAAGUAUGAUAAUUAUGUUUAUACAAAAAAACUAUUGUUCAUUAUUUUUUAAGAAUUUAAAUAGGUUCAUUUUAAGCUAUUCGGGGAGCAUCACUCGGCUCAACCGGUUCUUUUUCAAAAUUAUUUAUCAAAACAAAAUUAUUAUAAUUAUUCUUAAGGAAGGUUGUCAGAUUAAAAAUCGCUGCAAUAUAUGGUUUUCAAAACACUUCCAUCUGUUAGAAAAUUUAAGAAUUCCCACAAAAGUUACAGCAUUUGAUACAAAAUUCAUUUUGAAAUAAAAUGGUAAACGUAUAAUUUAACUAUUCUGGAGUAAAUAUAAAACCGUACGUGUGAUUCUAACGGCACUACCCUUAACCGUGUGAUUAUUACGCCGCAGCGUAUUAAUCACACGUGUGGUAAUAUUACCACACAGGCGAUGAUUACGCGACACCGGCUUUCUCGCGUCGUGCGUCAAAUAUAUAUAUUCAGUGUGCAUAUUUGUCAACACAUAUCAAUGUGCAAUACAGAUAAAAUGAGUAAUGAAGACUAGUUUGUUUGUU
Molecule: messenger RNA, 3384 nt
Organism: Ruditapes philippinarum (Manila clam)
Lineage: Eukaryota; Metazoa; Mollusca; Bivalvia; Venerida; Veneridae
Exons: 12
Coding region: 444-2744 (766 amino acids)
Biological process (GO): urea transmembrane transport
Cellular component (GO): plasma membrane
Molecular function (GO): urea transmembrane transporter activity
Source: RefSeq, a predicted model, not a curated record